CUCUUUUCCUCUCCAUAAACUAUUUUUGAUUUUUUUUUCUUCCUGAAAGUUAUAAGCUAUUCAUUCAGCUUUCCUCAUAAUUCCUGAAAUCCUCGUACAUAAACCAGAGAUGUUAAUUUAAAACGUUAGCAACAAACAAAAACAACCAGCUUCUUCUCCCAUAUAUAUAUAUAUCGAUCACAGCUUUCUUUCUAUUUCCCUCUCCAUAUAAAAUAUAUAACCCUUUUGUUUUUUUUUUCUUCUUUUAAAUUAAAUAUUGCUGGACUGCUUUGUCCUUGUGUUUACCUUGCUUUUAAAGCACACUCAUUUUCUACCCCUAUUUUCCUUUCUUCUUCACUUCUGGACUCUCUAGCUAGCACCUCUCUCUAUUCUCUAGGUGACUCCUUCUUCAUAAUCAGAGGGCAUGCCUGAAUGUCCAGAGAAAGGGAGAGAUUUGAUGAGAUAGGGAAAAAGAUCAAGAGGGAAGGAGAUGUUUCUUCUCAAAUGGGAAGAAGACAUAUGUUAGGCCCUCCUGGAACCCUAAAUACUAUCACCCCUUGUGCAGCAUGCAAGCUGUUGAGAAGAAGAUGUGCUCAAGAAUGUCCCUUUUCUCCAUAUUUCUCUCCCCAUGAGCCCCAAAAGUUUGCUUCUGUCCACAAAGUUUUUGGUGCCAGCAACGUCUCAAAGAUGCUCAUGGAAGUACCAGAGUGUCAGAGAGCUGAUGCUGCAAAUAGUCUAGUGUAUGAGGCUAAUGUGAGGCUAAGAGACCCUGUGUAUGGAUGCAUGGGUGCAAUUUCUGCUUUGCAACAACAAGUUCAAUCUUUACAAGCUGAGCUUAAUGCAGUAAGGGCUGAGAUACUCAAAUACAAGCUCAGGGAAGCUAACAUGAUACCCUCCUCUCAUGUUGCAAUGCUCCCUUCAUCUGGGGUUGUUUCAAUUGCCGCUCCACCGCCACCACCGCCGCCGCCACCUCCUCCUCCUUCUCUUCCUCCAAAUUCUUCAUCUUCUUCCAUGUACAUCCAACAGAGGGAUCCCACCAGUUAUACCACACUUUCAAGUGAUAAUAUUUCCUAUUUUGGUUAAUUAACUUUGCAGCCUAAAACAAUUAUUCCAUUUAUUUCUCUCUUUAAGAUGCAUCAAGGUGGAAUAAAGUAAGGAUAAGGAGAGUAUUAAUUGAUACUGAAGUUGUUAUGCCCCGGCUGUGUGCUUUUUUUUCUUAUUACUAUCGUAAUCUAUAUGAUUUAUGCCCAAAAUUUCCCCUUGAUAAGGUUGGUUAACAUUAAUUUCUAGAGCUACUACCAUGUUGGAAAUUAAUUUCUCCUUGAUCCUGUGAUUAACAGUAUUUCUUCCCCAGCCUCAAGUACAACGGAUGUAGACACAAUGCCAACUUGAUAUAUACGUAUGCCAAU
Cajanus cajan (pigeon pea) is the source of this 1388-nucleotide messenger RNA. It is a transcript of the gene LBD15, whose product is annotated as LOB domain-containing protein 15. The record is from RefSeq and is a predicted model, not a curated record. NCBI's taxonomy places the organism in Eukaryota, Viridiplantae, Streptophyta, Magnoliopsida, Fabales, Fabaceae.